This is a messenger RNA of Lotus japonicus, 432 nucleotides long. RefSeq lists its product as uncharacterized. NCBI's taxonomy places the organism in Eukaryota, Viridiplantae, Streptophyta, Magnoliopsida, Fabales, Fabaceae. Bases 1 to 432 code for a protein of 143 amino acids. The transcript has a single exon. The record is from RefSeq and is a predicted model, not a curated record. Gene Ontology annotation, molecular function: RNA-DNA hybrid ribonuclease activity; nucleic acid binding.
AUGGCGGGUUUUGGGAUGGUGGCGAGGGACAACGCCGGCGAGGUGCUCUCGGCUGCUGCGAAAUUUCCAACACUUGCUCUUUCUCCAACAGUGGCUGAAGCUUUGAGUCUUAGGUGGGCUAUGGAAUUGUCUGUGGAUCUUGGGUUCAGACGCGUUCAGUUCGAGACAGAUUGCUUACCCCUCUUUCAGGCUUGGAAGAAGGCGAAUGGAACUUCUUAUAUUUUUUUACUUAUUUUCGAUUGUCGUAGUUUAUUUUCAGCUUUUGAUUAUGUUGAUUUGUCUUUUGUUUGUCGCCAAGGGAACUCUUGUGCUGAUUAUCUUGCUCGGCGCGCCUCUACCUUUCAGAAUGUUCUCUGGAUAGAGGAAGGUCCGCCAGAGCUUACUAGUUUUUUGCUUUCUGAUGUAUUGGCUUCUAUGCCGGAUCCUAUUUGA